Myodes glareolus (Bank vole) is the source of this 1462-nucleotide messenger RNA. RefSeq names its product CD81 molecule (gene Cd81). The record is from RefSeq and is a predicted model, not a curated record. Gene Ontology annotation, cellular component: plasma membrane. NCBI's taxonomy places the organism in Eukaryota, Metazoa, Chordata, Mammalia, Rodentia, Cricetidae.
GCGCCCGGUCUAAGCGAGCGCGCCCCUGCUUCUAAGCGGUCGGGACUCUCGUGCUUUCCGCUAGGCCUCCAGCCCUUUUCUACUCCGCGUCUCGCUCGCUCUCCACUCCCCAGUUCCCGGGCCUGCCAGCGUCCCUGGCCACCUGCCAGCCCCGAACCCCAGUCCUGCGUCCCCAGACUGCCCGCUCCAACACCAACGCAAGCUCCGCAGGCCGCGCGCCGCCAUGGGGGUGGAGGGCUGCACCAAAUGCAUCAAAUACCUGCUCUUCGUUUUCAAUUUCGUCUUCUGGCUGGCUGGAGGCGUGAUCCUCGGUGUGGCUCUGUGGUUGCGCCACGACCCACAGACCACCAGUCUGCUCUACCUGGAACUGGGAGACAGACCAGCACCCAGCACCUUCUAUGUCGGCAUCUACAUUCUCAUUGCUGUGGGAGCUGUGAUGAUGUUUGUGGGCUUCCUGGGGUGCUAUGGAGCCAUCCAGGAGUCCCAGUGCCUGCUGGGAACGUUCUUCACCUGCCUUGUGAUCCUGUUUGCCUGUGAGGUGGCUGCUGGCAUCUGGGGCUUCGUAAACAAAGACCAGAUCGCCAAGGAUGUGAAGCAGUUCUAUGACCAGGCCCUUCAACAGGCUGUGGUGGAUGAUGAAGCCAAUAACGCCAAGACUGUGGUGAAGACCUUCCAUGAGACGCUCAACUGCUGUGGCUCCAACGCACUGACCGCGCUGACCACCUCUAUAAUAAGGAAUAGCCUGUGUCCCGCAGGCACCAACGCAUUCAGCGCCCUUUGGAAGGAGGACUGCCAUCAGAAAAUUGAUGAGCUCUUUUCUGGGAAGCUGUACCUCAUUGGUAUUGCGGCCAUCGUGGUAGCCGUCAUCAUGAUCUUCGAGAUGAUUCUGAGCAUGGUGCUGUGCUGUGGCAUCCGGAACAGCUCUGUGUACUGAGGUCCUUCACUCUGUACCAUGGGGACCCGACAGUGCCCUGCCCCUGAGUGACCAGAGACCUCCUGGGGGGCCAUGGCCUGUGUAUAUAUUUCUGUAUUACUCUGCUACACUUAGCCUUUGAGGGUUUGUUUUUUUUUUUCCGUUCUGAACUUUUCCUGUUACCUUUUGGGGGCUGACAUCACACAUAGGUGGCGUAUGUGGGGAUAUAGGGGUGGGGCUGGCCCUGGCUUACAGGGCCCUGUUCCAGGACCCCUGGGGAGCUCUGCCUGCUGAGCCAAACCUCCAUAGCUACUUGCACAGAGGCUAUGUAGCUGAGUUAGAGGGCCAUGUCCACCCACUCUGCCCACUGUGGGUCACGUUGCUUACAUCUUUUUAAUCCCUGUCCCUUUCCUGCCCCCAUUUCAAAAGCUGGGUUUGUAAGCACUCUUAUGCCUUCGAUGCACCUAUUCUUUCUAACGUGUCACCUUCAACUGUAAUUACAUCUUGAAACAGUCAUUUAAUAAAGGAGGAGAAAAUCAGGCAUGCUAA